AUGGCGUCGCUCUUCUCAUCCCGGCGGAAACCCAAACGCAUUACGCGGGACGAGCCUGAAGAAGAGGCGGACGACGGUGAAGAAGUCACGGGCCCCGUCGUCCGCCGACCGAACGCCAACGCCCCACGCACCAAGUCAAAACUACGAGUGUCCUUCAACCCGACCGAAGACGAUGGCUCUGGUACGGGAAGAGAAACAGGGACAGGCGCUUCAACGCCGACCGAGACGGCCUUGCCACGAACGACAAAGCCCUCGAGGAUAGACCUCGCACAGGACAUCAUCUCCCGGCGAGAGCGAGAUGAAGAAUCCCACGACCAAUCUCGCACCCUCUACAACAAAGCCUACCUAGACGAACUCCGAAACUCGACUCCCUCAACUCCACGCGACAUCUCCUCCCCACAAGCCACACCUUCUACAGAUCUCAUCGAACCGUCAUCCCACCUCGAACUGGAUCUCGAAGCUAAAUUCGGCAAGCCCGCCUUGUCAACCACAUCCGCGCACAUCCCCUCCGCCGCGGAAAUCAAGGAGAAGAAGGACCGCCGCGCCCGCCUCGCCAAGGAACAAGCCGCGAAUGCCUAUUCCAGCCGGGUCGGGGGAGGAAGCGCCGGCGAAGACUUCAUAUCGCUCGAGGACUACGACUCGGACGGCGAAUUCCGCCCGCACCGCAUGCAAGUCGGCCCUUCGAUCUCUUCACAGGCCCGCGAGAAAGACACGCGGCUCGUGCAUGAAGACGAAGACAUCGCCGAAGGGUUCGAUGAGUAUGUCGAGGACUCAGGGCGCGUGACGCUCUCGAAACGCGGGCUGAAAGAGCAAUCGCGCCAAGAGCGCGAAGCCAUCCGCACCUUGAUCGACCAAGCCGAGGGCUCCGCGUUAGAGGCCUCAGACAACACCGACGCGUCCGACUCGGACUACGAACGGCGCAAGGAAUACGAGUUGGCGCAGACGCACCACGGCAUGGACGGUCUACGCUGGCACUCGGCGCGGACGGCGCAGCUCUCGCGGCCUCAGCAACCGAGAGAAACGACGCCGAUCCCCAAAUUAAGCGUCGGCUUGACGCGAUUGCGGGACAUACUUUCGGCGCUGGAGUUUGAAAAGGCCCGGAUCGUCAAGCGGAAAGCGGACAUUGAGCGGGAAAGGGCCGACAUCAAGGCCAGUCAGGACCAUAUCCAGCGGAGCUUGGAGGAGGCAGGCCAGGAACUGGAGAGGGUCAAGAGGGAGCAUGCCGAGCAGAUUAAUGGCACCAACGGCGACGUGAACGGCCAUGGGAUGGAUGCAGAUACUGCUGGCACAGAGAGGGAGAAGGAGAGGGGGUUAGAGUCCUUUGGCGAUAACGCUUGA
Cladophialophora yegresii CBS 114405 is the source of this 1338-nucleotide messenger RNA. RefSeq lists its product as uncharacterized. The transcript has 2 exons. The coding region runs from base 1 to 1338 and encodes 445 amino acids. Lineage: Eukaryota; Fungi; Ascomycota; Eurotiomycetes; Chaetothyriales; Herpotrichiellaceae. Gene Ontology annotation, cellular component: U2-type post-mRNA release spliceosomal complex. The record is from RefSeq and is a predicted model, not a curated record. Gene Ontology annotation, biological process: spliceosomal complex disassembly.